AUGUCGCUUAGCUUUCUCAACAGCACCAUGCGCGCUGCCGUCAUGACGGGGCCGUAUCAAGUUCAUAUUGAUCAGUUCCCAGUGCCACGCAUCAUCAAUACGACUGGCGCAGUAGUUCGGUUCACAACUUCGGCGCUUUGUGGUUCAGACCUGCAGCGUUAUCAUGGGUUUAUAGGAGGGGAGCCACCGUGUGCGCUGCGCCACGAAGCUAGUAUGAACCUACUUCUCGAGCAAGAGUAUGUCCUACUCAGCCACAUGAAAGCUAACAGUUAUACAGUGGGAUAUAUUGAGUUCAUUGGUAGUGGUGCAUCAUAUUUAGAGGUGGGGCAAUAUGUCAUCAUUCCAGAUAAUGGCGCUACUGGACACAUCGAUAUGGGAGUUGUGACUGGACCUCGCAUGGGCCUAGCCUUCGGAGGUCUAAACGGAGGUCUCCAAGCUCCUUACGCCCGAGUACCUUUCGCCGACAUGGCUCUUAUCCCCGUCCCCUUGACCGCCGAGACCACCAACACCAGCAUCGAACAAGACUCCCUGACCGUUUCCGAUGUCUUCUCCAUCGGAUGGAUUGCUGUCACUAGAUCCGGCUUUGAGCCCGGCGACACUGUUGCUGUAUUUGGCGCUGGUCGCGUGGGCCUGCUUGCUGCGUACUCCGCCAUACUUCGCGGGGCAUCUCGGGUGUACAGUGCAGACCAUGUCCCCAUGAGACAUGAGAAGGCCGCAUCCAUCGGAGCCGUGCCCAUCAACUUCAUGGACAGUGAUCCUGUACAGCAGAUUCUCGCAUACGAGCCCGGUGGUGUCAUCCGAGCCGCCGACGCCGUCGGUAUGGAAGCCAUCACUGCCAACGGUACAAUGCAGCAAAACAUCGUGCUGAAUCAGAUGGUCGAACUCGUCGCUUCAGGGGGCGAAAUUGGCCAGAUUGGAAUCUACCUGGCCCAACCAAACACUGGUUUGGCUCCGAAUGCAGAGAGAAUCAUGCCGGAAGUCUCGUUUCCCUCGCCCAGUUCUUUUCGAAGGGUAUCAGAUACGAAGGUGGUAUGGCAGAUCCCGAGACUGUUGCUGGGGAGCUCGUCAACUUGA
This is a messenger RNA of Colletotrichum costaricense, 1074 nucleotides long. Its product is annotated as alcohol dehydrogenase GroES-like domain-containing protein. NCBI's taxonomy places the organism in Eukaryota, Fungi, Ascomycota, Sordariomycetes, Glomerellales, Glomerellaceae. The transcript has 2 exons. The record is from RefSeq and is a predicted model, not a curated record. Bases 1 to 1074 code for a protein of 357 amino acids.